AACACACAUCAACUUACAACUAUCAGGAAGACGCUUGCAGAAAUUGAUGUGCUCGGUGAGCUUUUACCAGAUGGCACACUAGUGGUUGAAGGUCAAGUUGUUGCAGUUGUCUACUUUAGAGCAGGAUAUGCUCCUAGUGAUUAUCACUCUGAAUCUGAAUGGAGAGCAAGACUUCUUAUGGAGCAGUCGUGUGCAAUAAAGUGCCCUUCAAUAUCGUAUCACUUGGCGGGCACCAAGAAAGUUCAGCAGGAGCUUGUGAAGCCAAACGUACUUGAGAGGUUUCUUGACGACAAAGAUGACAUUGCCAAAUUGCGAAAACUCUUUGCAGGCUUAUGGAGCCUCGAUGAGGCUGAUGUCACAAGGGAUGCCAUUCAGAGGCCCGAAUUAUAUGUUAUGAAACCUCAACGAGAAGGCGGAGGCAACAAUAUCUAUGGUGAUGGUGUAAAAGAGAGUCUUGAGAAGUUGCAGAAGGAAGGCAAUGGAAACGAGGCAGCAGCGUACAUCCUCAUGCAGAGGAUCUUUCCUGCCCUGUCCAAAGCAAUCCUAAUGAGAGAUGGCAUCCCUCACAAAGAGCAAGUCGUAUCAGAACUCGGCAUAUAUGGUGCUUAUCUGAGGAGUAAAAGUGGGGUAAUAAUAAAUGAGCAUUCGGGUUACUUGAUGCGGACAAAGGUCGCCUCUUCAAAUGAGGGUGGGGUUGCCGCUGGCUUUGCGGUUCUAGACAGUAUAUACUUGGUUUGAUUGAAUACAUACAUUUUCUCGGGGGUGCUUUCUUGGAAUGUGUAUAAUAAUCAGUGCACGCUUUACAUUCUAAAAAAUGUGCAACUCUUGUUGUGCUUAGUGUGAAUGUGCAACUUUUGCCGAAACCGGUCCGGCUCUGUUUCCCCUUUCUUUGUUUAAACCGGACCCCCAAUUCAGCCAAGUAUGGUUUAUUUGCCCCAACCGGCGGGAUGUUGCCUCUGUUUGGCUAUUACUCUUUUCCCAUUUUCUAAGUUGUUGCACCCAUAAAUAGUGCUCCAUAAG
Molecule: messenger RNA, 1020 nt
Organism: Cuscuta campestris
Lineage: Eukaryota; Viridiplantae; Streptophyta; Magnoliopsida; Solanales; Convolvulaceae
Source: the annotation of a GenBank genome assembly